This is a messenger RNA of Cyphellophora europaea CBS 101466, 861 nucleotides long. RefSeq lists its product as uncharacterized. The coding region runs from base 1 to 861 and encodes 286 amino acids. The record is from RefSeq and is a predicted model, not a curated record. NCBI's taxonomy places the organism in Eukaryota, Fungi, Ascomycota, Eurotiomycetes, Chaetothyriales, Cyphellophoraceae. The transcript has a single exon.
AUGACCGCAACCACCUUCACCGUGAACUCGGCUUCGACCGAUACCGAUACAACGACCUCGAACAUACUCCCGCCUACCUCCACAACGCAGAGCUCUGCCAAGAUUCAAACCGCGGAAGUUACGGGACUAUGGUCAGGAUUAAGCGAUUCACAAUCAAAGCCAUUGUGGCGUGCCUCGGAGCAUCUCAAACUUAAGCACCGCGGGAGCUUGCGUAAACUAUGGUCCAACGUGCAUGACACCUUCGGUUUUCGUGGACCAGAGUACAGCCAGCAGCCUACAGUCAUCACCACCGGACUUGACACACCACUUAUCGUCGUUCAACCUACCACCGACAAGAAGUACAAAACUUGGCGACCGGAUGGCGAAGAUUCCUCGACAGUCGCGGAGGUCCAGGCGCUGACACCUUGGAAGGAUAACCACACGCACGCAAGAUCUCACAAAUCUAGAAUUGCCAACGGCCAAGAUACAAAUUAUCUCACUGAGCCACCUAAACAAUUCACAAGGAAGGUGAGGAAUGCAUACGCAGCCGAGCAACAAAAGGCCCAAAUGGAUCGACUGCAGCGGAUCCUCAACCCAGAAACCAUCCAGAUGCUGCAGCAACGCGCAGAGGAGGAGGCCAGGUCCAAGACAGAGAGUGCCAUACCGACGUGCUCUGCUGAGACGCCAGACCCAGGACACUGGUCGAAACGAAAAUUCGGCAACAUCACCAGAGACACUGCUGAUGCCUUCAAAGCCAGGUUCCAUGCUACAGCAGAGAAACUCCACAAUGUUCUUGAACGACACCACGUUGAGGAUGAAGGAGAAAACCCUGCCAGCGAAGGCAGCAACGAGAAAGAUACGGUGUCCGAGCCAUCAACCUGA